Molecule: messenger RNA, 1653 nt
Organism: Oldenlandia corymbosa var. corymbosa
Lineage: Eukaryota; Viridiplantae; Streptophyta; Magnoliopsida; Gentianales; Rubiaceae
Source: the annotation of a GenBank genome assembly
AAAAAAAAAAAAAAAAAAACAGGGCAAAAUGGAAAAUGAACCAAAGGAGAGAAAAAUAAGAGAGGAGAAGAAAAUAUUACAUCCACAUCAAAAUGAAAAUGAACCACCAUAUCACCACUUUUUACACACACCACACCACAAAACACCCACUCCUCCUCCCCCCCCAUCUCACACCAACAUCAAACCAAAAAAAAAAAAAAAAACGUAAAAAUGAAGAACAACCCAUCAUCAAUAUUAUCCCCUUCCCCCUCCUCCUCCUCCUCCUCUUCCAUCGUCGCCGCCGGACAACCGACGUGUUUCCCAACCACCACCCCGGCUGGCAACAAGAAGACCGCCACAUCAUCACCAUCAUCAUGUUGCAACAACGGCAGCAAGGCGGGGUUGAAGAGAGGUCCAUGGACGCCGGAGGAAGAUCAACUGUUAUCGGAGUACAUCAAGAGAGAAGGUGAAGGAAAAUGGAGGACUCUCCCUAAGAAAGCCGGACUCCUCCGCUGUGGGAAGAGCUGCCGCCUGAGGUGGAUGAACUACCUCCGUCCUUCUGUCAAGCGCGGCCACAUCGCCCCCGACGAGGAAGACCUCAUCCUCCGCCUCCACCGCCUCCUCGGCAACCGGUGGUCGUUGAUAGCGGGGAGAAUUCCAGGGCGAACUGAUAAUGAGAUAAAGAACUACUGGAACACACACCUGAGCAAGAAGUUGAUUAGCCAAGGGAUUGAUCCCAGAACUCACAAGCCCCUCUUGUCAUCAUCACCAUCAUUAUUAAUGGAACCUCCUUAUAACCAAGAUCAUCAUCAUCAUUCAGUAGUAGUCUCUGAUAAUAAUAACAACAACAUUAUAAGUAACAAUAAUCAAGAUGGUGAUCAUGACAAGCCUUCAACAUCUAGCUCCCCCUCCAAAAGAAUUACUCAUAAUCCCAGCAGCACUUGUACUACUUUUGCACCUUUUCAUUCAUCGACAUUCAUGCAAGAAGAAGAUCAACAAGGCGGAUUAAUGUUUGGGGGAGGAGGAGAUGAUCACAUGAUGAUGAUGAUGACUGAUGAUCAUGCGGAUCAUCAUAUGUAUGGAAUGAUGAGCAUUGAUGAUGAUCACCACGAUGUUUUUUCAUCAUUCUUCAACUCUUUGAUGAGUACUGGUGAUGCUCACCGAGAUGUGUUGAUCAACUCCCAGAACCAGCAGCAGCAGCUACUACUUGAUCUUGAUGGCCAUGGUGAUGGUGAUGAUGUGGGUAAUUUGAUGUUUAGCUUUGGAUCUGCUGCUUGGGAUGCUCCGGCCAUCAUCCCUACUACUGCUACUAAUGAUUCCAAGGGGCAGCACUUCAGUCAUCAACAACAGAAAGAUACAUAACUAAAUGACUAAUUAAUCACAUAUAUAUAUAUAUAUACAAUAUACAUAUAUAUAUAUACAUAUCCAUGCUUUGAGAUCCUGCAUUUAAUGGCACCCUCUCAUACCUUUUUCAUCCCAUCUUAGAGAAAGAGUUUGAACAUCAUGGUGUAUAAUUGAACAAUAUAAUGUUUCUACCACGUGAUACAUCAAAAAAUUUAAAAUACAAAUAGGAAUUAAGAAAUAUGAUAUGGUUUAUAGUACUUUUUUUUUUUAAAAAAAAAAACAUUAAGGGGACACUACUUAACAAUUAGAACUAUUUGUAGUUAAAUUCCA